This is a messenger RNA of Paramormyrops kingsleyae, 2003 nucleotides long. RefSeq names its product G protein-coupled receptor 83 (gene gpr83). Gene Ontology annotation, biological process: neuropeptide signaling pathway. Gene Ontology annotation, cellular component: plasma membrane. Gene Ontology annotation, molecular function: neuropeptide Y receptor activity. The record is from RefSeq and is a predicted model, not a curated record. NCBI's taxonomy places the organism in Eukaryota, Metazoa, Chordata, Actinopteri, Osteoglossiformes, Mormyridae.
UGCUGUGGGCAGCCAGUCCGCCGCCGCGACGCCGCACCGAUCUGCACCUGCCCCGCUCCCAUGGACAGACACCCGACUUUAAUGCGAAUCGAGGAGGGAAUUUUUUGCCAAUCGCAGACAUGAGGAGCACAUGUAUGUGGUUGUCUUUUACGUGCAUGGCGACUAGCGUUCACACAUCCAAAGCCCGAAUGUACAACGCCUCUUUUUUGGGGGGGAUCUUCGAGGCGCCCGCGAACCGCUCCGGUUUGCUUACGGUGGAUGAGAGUACUUUGGCUGACUGGCAGUUUCUUAUAGGCAAAAAGAAAUACGGCGCAGAGUCUCAGGAUCCCACUGUGAAAGCUCUUCUAAUCAUCGCGUAUUCUUUCAUAAUCGUAAUCUCCCUCUUCGGAAAUAUCCUCGUUUGCCAUGUCGUGAUAAAAAACAAAAGGAUGCACUCCGCCACUAGUUUGUUCAUCGUUAACCUGGCUAUAGCUGACAUCCUCAUCACCUUGCUCAACACCCCGUUCACUCUCGUCCGUUUUGUUAACAGCACGUGGGUCUUCGGGAAGGACAUGUGUCACAUCAGUAGAUUCGUGCAGUACUGCUCCCUGCACGUCUCCACCCUAACCCUUACGGCCAUAGCGUUGGACAGGCGGCAGAUUAUUCUGCACCCUUUAAAGCCUCGGAUGUCUCCUGCUCGGGGUGUGAUCUGGAUCGCCGUCAUUUGGCUGAUGGCCAGCUGCUUCUCGCUCCCUCACGCCAUCUACCAGAAGCUUUUUACUUUCGUAUACAGUAAGAACAUCCUGAGAAGUCUGUGUGUCCCAAAUUUCCCGGAGCCUUCCCACCUUUAUUGGAAGUACAUCGACCUGGCGACCUUCAUCCUACUCUACGUGCUUCCGCUCCUCAUCAUCACGGCAGCCUACACCACAGUUGCCCGCCGGCUGUGGCGGCGCAAUGCCAUCGGCGAUGUCACCACCCAGCAGUACUUCGCCCACCGCAAGAAGAAGAAGAAGACCAUCAAGAUGCUGACUGUGGUGGUCGUGGUCUUCGCUGUCUGCUGGUUCCCGCUCAACUGCUACGUGGUGCUGCUGUCCAGCCAGGUUAUCCGCAGCAGCAAUGCCAUUUACUUCUCCUUCCACUGGCUGGCCAUGAGCAGCACGUGCUACAACCCUUUCAUCUACUGCUGGCUCAAUGAGAACUUCCGUGCCGAGCUGAAGUACCUUCUGAGCAUGUGCGGGAAGCGGCCUGGGCCAGCCCCUGAGAACCAGCCCCCGUCUGGGACUCACUGCCACCGCACUGCCUGGCCCGAGAGCCGAGGCUCCUCCCACUCCCGGCCCAAGGACACCCAUGCGUUCAGGUUCACCUCCCACAAUCACUCUGGCAAAACAGAUAUUCUCUCUGUGGAGCCAAUCGUAGCAGUGAGCUAAUGGUUAGGCCCCACCUCCAUCACAAAUACUCCCUUUGUGGAACCUAUCGUAGCAGCGAGCUAAUGGUUAGGCUCCGCCUCCAUCACAGAUAUUUUUUCUGUGGAGCCAAUCGUAGCGGUGAGCUAGCGGUUAGGCCCCGCCUCCAUCGCAGACACUCAUGAUCAGUGGUUGAAGCCCAUGUGGAGCCCUAAGCAAACACCAGCACCUCUCUAGUACUGCCAUCACAUUACUGCUCUAUGUUAGCACAGCAGAGGGUACAAGUGCUUGUAGGAGCAUGAGGAGCAUCUGAAAUUGGCUUGCUAAGUUAGUGAUGGAGCCCUAGGUGCCUAAUUGGUUGACUUGUGUUAAGUCCAUCCUGUAAAUACCAUUAAAGUAUUAUAAAUAAAACAACAGUGUACAUAUCUUUAAAUCUUAGAAAUUUGCUCUAAAAUAGCAGAAGAUAUCCAGCCUUGUUGUGAUCACUGACCCCUAACUUUUGAUUUCAUAUAUUUUUUAGCUCUGUGAUUUCAGGCAUUAAUGAUUUACGGUACUGUGGUUGUGAAUCAUACCUGAGGUUGACAUGUACAGCUUGACUUCACAUGUCCAUGAUGCUCGAAU